Molecule: messenger RNA, 981 nt
Organism: Verruconis gallopava
Lineage: Eukaryota; Fungi; Ascomycota; Dothideomycetes; Venturiales; Sympoventuriaceae
Exons: 1
Coding region: 214-708 (164 amino acids)
Source: RefSeq, a predicted model, not a curated record
CGUACAUAAGGGGAUUCCUCCCCAGGCGGGGCCAAGCACCGCAGCCUGCCUUUCAGUCGACGAUACCCCAGGAGUAAGCAUUCGCUACAGCGGAUUUUGUGCGGCGUUCUUUUGUUUUUUUUUUCUCUUACUCCAUCGCCGGUCGACCCAGUAUACACGACCAAGCCCCAGUCCUUGAGUUCAUCUGAUAUUUGAGUUGUAAAAAGAACAUUCAUGUCGUCUCAGCAAAAUUGGAGCGAGGAGGACUAUCCGUCCUCGGGCGACGAGCUACGCAACGACCGAGUUCGACGCAACCGCGAACGUAUCACCGCCCGAAACGUCGAGCGCGUGCGCGCUGUCGUCUCCGAGCCGCCCACGCGUGAAGUCAGCGGCCGAGCCUAUGUCGCGGCUCUAAACACAAUCCGUGAAGAUCCAAGCAUACGCGCGCAGCUGCAGCGAAUUGAAGAAGUGUGGACUGUGAAGCGCGACAAGGUGCUCGCCGAUGUCCUGUACACCGAAGUCACGCUUGCCAUCGUGCAGGCGGCCAACGCUAUCGCAAAGGCAGGGCGCAAUUGGGCCGGCGAAGAUGAAGAGCAUUUUGCGGCAUUACAGUCUGCACGAAGUCGGACGGUUGGGAACUUCCAGUGGGCCGAGCCUGCAAACACGCCCACAGAUGCACGACAACGCGACCUGGAUGACACUUCUAGGAAGCGGCUUUCUCAAGCAUAGAGCCACCCCUUCGUUUCUUACUUGGUCCUGUCGGAAACUUCUCGUUCGAGCGUUUAGGUUUCUUCUUGUUGGCGUUUCUAGAUCUAAUGCAUUUUGUACCACGACCUCUGACGAGCACGGGGUAGCGGGAUGGUGUCAGAGCGGCGUCAUGAAUAGGGGAGUUAUUGGGUGUCACGAGAUACCCCAAGUCAGAAUUGGGAAGAAGUCUAACAGUCGUCAUAGACGGAAUGAGAUGUUUUGCAUGCGCGACUGCUUCGCAACUUUUAUUUCUUC